Messenger RNA from Cuscuta europaea, 2481 nucleotides. The record is from the annotation of a GenBank genome assembly. Lineage: Eukaryota; Viridiplantae; Streptophyta; Magnoliopsida; Solanales; Convolvulaceae.
UGAAAAUUGAAUUGAAUGAGAUCCAUCCAUCCAUCCUUGUAAUAACAAACAAUUUCUCAUUACUUUUUUAGAGUAAUAAUAAGACUGUCACUCAACUGGGUCACUUCCAAAACCUCUUGCAAAACUCCAACUAAGCUAUCUCAGGAGCUUUCCUAAAUUCUCAGUCAGAACUUUGAUCUGCUAUGAACCACUAAGGUUGAAGCUUCCAUUUCAAUUUUUGUUUGCAGAAACAGCAAUGUGGAUUCAAACUGACAUGACGCUGUCAAUGCUGAUGUUGUUGUUCCUCGUCUGCUCUCUCCUCGGUGUCUCACCCACCGCCUCCUCAGAUCUGAGCACUGACCUGGCCGCGCUGCUCUCCUUCCGCUCCGCCCUCGGCGGCCGUCCUUCAUCUCUCUGGAACACCACCAGCUCCGACCCCUGCAACUGGUUCGGAGUUAAAUGCGACAACGAACGCGUCACCUUCCUCCGGCUACCGGCUUCCUCCCUCUCCGGUCAGAUUCCCGAGAACACUCUCUCCAAGCUUACGCGCCUCCGUACGCUUAGCCUCCGCCUCAACCGCCUCUCUGGCCCUCUCCCUUCAGACCUCGACCAAUGUACGGAGCUCCGGAACCUCUACCUCCAGGGGAACCAUUUCUCUGGACCUGUGCCGGCUUACAUUUUUGGCUUUCACGCUCUGGUCAGGCUAAACCUUGCUAGCAAUAACUUCUCCGGUGAAAUCCCUUCCGGAUUCAGCAAUUUGACCCGUUUGCGCACCCUAUAUCUGGAAAACAACCACUUCUCCGGGUCCAUUCCGGACCUAAACCUCCAGAAUCUCGACCAGUUUAAUGUCUCCUUCAACAACUUAAAUGGGACGGUACCGAAGAGCCUCCGAGGGAUGCCGGCGGAGGCUUUUUCUGGAAAUUCACUCUGUGGGAGUCCUCUCAUGCAUCUAUGUCCAGGGCAGACAGUUCCACCAGCCAUUGCUACAGGCGGCAUAGAAGUCGGUAAAUCUAAACACAGGCUGUCAGGAGGAGCCAUUGCAGGCAUUGUUAUAGGAUCUGUUGUCGGAUUUCUUCUAUUCCUGUUUGCGUUGUUUAUGCUAUGUAGGAAGAGAGGUGGCAAGUACAAAUCGCGUUCUAUGGACGUUCCUACAUUUAAGCAUCCUCAGCAGGAACAGGACGUUUCUGGGGAGAAGCCAAUGAUUCAGAGCGAAAAUGGAGAUUCACAUAACAGGUUUUCUGUGGAUGAUGUGGAGCCAUUGCCCGUGAAUGGGAAGGAAGAAGAGAGCAGCGGAGGUGGAGAUGUUGCUAAGAAGCUUUUGUUCUUUGGGAAAAGUAAUAUGAAGGUGUUUGAUUUGGAAGAUCUGUUGAGAGCUUCUGCGGAGGUUCUAGGUAAGGGGACAUUCGGAACAACUUACAAGGCUGUUUUGGAGAUCGGGGCUGUAGUGGCGGUGAAAAGAUUGAAAGAUGUUGCCACUUCUGAGAAGGAAUUCGGAGAGAAAAUCCAGAGCAUUGGUGCUAUGGUCCAUGAGAAUUUGGUGCCUCUCAGGGCUUAUUACUAUAGCAAAGAGGAAAAGCUUCUUGUCCAUGACUAUUUGGCAAUGGGAAGUUUGUCUGCAUUUCUACAUGGGAACAGGGGAGCUAGCAGGACGCCAUUGAAUUGGGAAAUGAGGUGCAGCAUUGCCCUUGGAGCUGCCCGCGGCAUAGAAUACUUGCAUUCUCAAGGCCCCGAUGUCUCUCAUGGGAAUAUCAAGUCGUCCAAUAUUCUCCUAACAGAAUCCUAUGAAUCCAGAGUCGCAGAUUUCGGGCUGGCAACAAUGGCUGGACAAUCAUCGUCCACUGCUCGAGUCAUUGGGUAUCGAGCACCAGAGGUAACUGAACCUCGAAGAGUCUCACAGAAGGCUGAUGUCUACAGUUUUGGGGUACUGCUCCUGGAGCUCCUUACUGGAAAGGCACCCACUCAUGCAAUCCUGAACGAGGACGGUGUUGACCUGCCGAGGUGGGUCCAGUCCGUGGUCCGAGAGGAGUGGACCUCCGAAGUCUUUGAUCUUGAACUCCUUAGGCACCAGAAUGUCGAGGAUGAAAUGGUGCAACUGCUCCAGCUUGCCAAUGAUUGUGUAAAACAGCACCCCGAUGUCCGGCCAUCAAUGCCCGAGAUCACUAGGAGGAUCGGGCAACUUCAUCAUUCAGGCGUGGCAGGACAUACUACUCAGGAACAUGUCACUGGAACCGAAUAAGGAAACGGAACAUCAACAGCAAAUUUUCUUGACGCGGGUUUGCUUUUGCUAUGAAAAAAUGUUGUUUGCAAAUCUUAUUCAUCAUGUAGUAGUAGCAGCAGCUUUCUUUUAAAAAUUUGAUAUUGGGGGAGGGAAUAUGUUCUUUGUAUUUGUUCUUGUUAGGUGGAUGACAGCUGAUGUAAUUAUACUCCAGCUUUUUCCUUUUUCGAACUAACUUUGUGUGCUGUUGAGAACUUCAUUGACUAUGGAUAUUUCGCUUUCCUUUU